AGAUGGAGGCAGCCGCAGGGCCCGGGGGAGGCGCUGGGGCUGCGGGAGGCCUCUGUGGCGCACCGGGAAUUACCAAGGGCAACGGGGAGGGGGACUGAGGGGAGCCGGGGGGAGGCCACAUCCUGUGCUGGCGCUGAGCAGACCCCCCGGCCUGCCUGUGCUGGGCGAGUGCGGGAUGGGGGCGUCCGGGAAUUGGGGGGAGGGUAUCGAGUUUGGGAGGGCACAAUGUGCGCUGAGCCCCCCGUCCGCAGGGCGCGCCGGGGCGCUGAGCCCGGCGGUGCAGCUGCCGGCGCUGCGGCGGCGCCUGGGCCUCCCCGCCGUGCUCCGUAUGGUGAAGGCUCCUGCCAGGGAAUGCUCUGGCCUCAUCCUCCUGUCUGGCUGCCAUCGUGCCACUGAGGAGCUCCAGCGGUUCUUCACCAGUGCCCGCCGGCGAGGCCAGUACCCGUGUACUGGUGGUGCUGCAGGUGGCGCCGGUGUCGGGAUGUGGCAGCCUGGCCAGGAAGGACAUGAAAAACACCCUGACACGGUACCAGGUACUGGGGGCCACAGGGGGCUGUACCCUGCUCCAGCUCCAGCCCAAGAUGGGUACAUGGCUGGGGUUCUUCUUGUGGUCCAGGACCAUGCGCAGCAUGUCGCACAGGAUGGCGGUGCAAAGCUGCCGGGUCACUGCCGAGCAGGGCGCCAUGGGUGGAUUGGUGUUGAUCUCCAGCAGCCAGGGCUGGCAAUCCUCCCCGAACAUAAAGUUGGCUCCAUAGAGCUCGAAGCCACCCUUGCGGGACCCCACCAGCUCCUGCGUGCUUUGCAGGGAAACCACCACCACCUCCGUCGUGCUGGGGACGAUCACCUUCUCCCAGGCCUCUGUAUGCCCUGCUCACUGCAGGCACAGCUGGAACUGCUGGCUGGACCAGAUCAGGUUGCGAGGCAGUUUGGGGUGCCAGUCCCCAGCCAGCCUCCACCACUUCUGGAUGGUGACAUUGCAGAGGUGCCAGGAACUGGCGUGGGGAGAGCAGGGACGGGUCAGCGGGGUGCCAAGGUGCCCGGUGUGUGGCGCUGGGGUGGGGGGCACUCACUGGUGCAGGCGGUGCAGGUAGAAGGGCCAGGAGCAGAAGCACAUGUAGCUGUCGCGAUAAAGCCAGAUGGUGAGCAGGUUCCAGCUGGUCAGCAGAAACCAUUGCUGUGAGUCGAACUUGGUGCCCAAGAUGAGCAGCGGCUGCUCCACGUACUUCUGCACGACCCAUUCUCCCGGCCGCACCGAGGGCACUGCGCAUUUCCCCACCACCUCCCACACCUCCUCCAGCUGCGCCAAGCAUGUGAUGCCUGCGAGGGGGGACACACGGCGCUGGUGAGACCCCUCCUCACCGGGGAGCCUGUGCCCAAACCCCCUUUUCCCACUGGCUUCACCUCCACUGCAGGACAUGGCUCCGCGCCUGAUGAUCCACAGGUUGUAGUCACCCUCCAUGCGGAACUGGGGCAGCUGCUGCAGCCCUGCUGCAGCCCUGCUGCAGGAUGCUGGGUGCCAGCCUGGCCUGAUCGCUGCAGGGUGGUGACACGGGGGGCUCAGCACCAGCACUGCCAUGCUGCAUGGCCCCCCCCAACCUGUCCUGCCCCGCACACAUGGCACCACACGGUAGUACUCCUGCAGGAAGCAGCCCCAGUCAGCAUCGGUGACGGGGAGCAUCAGGGAGUCCCAGUCGAUGUCGUGGUGCUCCAGCCUGUCCAGCUGCCUCCUGCAGAUCUCCAGCGAGGACCCCAGCAGCUAGGGGAGUGAUGGGAAUGCUGGACCUGUAGGGGUGGCAUGGGCUGAGGGACAUGGCUCCUGGAGACACAUGGGAUGCAUGGCUUUGGGUGCACUGGGGUCCCAAGCCACAGCCUCAAGCAGCGGCUCAGCCUACAGCCAUGGCCCUGAGCCUGAGCUCCUCACCAUCCUCACCAGGCUCAUCUCCACACACUUACCUAUCCCCUUGCCAGGUCACUCCAUCAACCCUGGCAUGUCCCCAGGCUUCUCCAUAGCCAGUUUGAGCAGGCUGUGCGCUGCCAUCAGGUGGAAAUCCUCUGCAAAGCAUUUGAAUUGUUGUCACCCUGUCCUGCCCAGGACAUGAGGGGACCUGCGACAUGGCGGGGGGGGAGAAAGGCAACAGUCCCAGCUCACUGAUGAAGGCUUGGCGCUCAUCCUCAGCCCCCAGCCAGUGGCACCGCGGGAAGAAGGUGGUGGGAUCGGCUUGGUGGAACCAGGGCAGGUUUUGGAGAUUGAGGCACAGCCCCGCCUGUGUGAAUGGACAAAGGGUGACAGUCGGUCCUGGAGCCACUGCCACCCCUGUUCAUCCCCAGCACCAUGUCGCCGGCGUCUCCAGGCUCUCACCGUGGUCGUGAAGGCUCUGAUGCCGGUGAAGUGGUUCACCAUCUGGUCCCACUGCAGCUUCCUAUAGUUCACAGUAUUGUACUGGCUGGUCCAAAUCAAGGAGGCUCCAGGAUCUCCACUGUGGGCUGAGCCCAGCAAGAUGCCGACCCUGGCUCUGGAUGCAGCGCUGCUUCCCACUGCUCAUCACCACCAUCCUCCUCAUCCUCCUCCUCCAGCAGCUUCUGAGUGUCCUGUUGCUGCCCCGAGCGGAUGCCCACCCCAACGAUGCUGGAGAACUUCUUCCCCACCCAGCCCCGUGCCCACAGCAGCUUGCAGAUGACAGGGUAAGGGCCCUGCACCGAGGAGAUCUCCUGGAUAGGGAUGCGAGCACUCAGCCAUAAAUGCAGUAAACACGUAUCCAUGG
Molecule: messenger RNA, 2762 nt
Organism: Strigops habroptila (Kakapo)
Lineage: Eukaryota; Metazoa; Chordata; Aves; Psittaciformes; Psittacidae
Product: mitochondrial mRNA pseudouridine synthase Rpusd3-like
Exons: 5
Coding region: 176-1180 (334 amino acids)
Source: RefSeq, a predicted model, not a curated record